GCGCGGCGCGCGGCCACGUGGAGGGCGGCGCGGCCGCCGGUGGCUCUGGCGGGGCCGUUCAGGACCGGCCGCUCCCCGCUGCGCCGCGCCAUGAGCGUGGGGUUCAUCGGGGCCGGGCAGCUCGCCUUCGCCCUGGCCAGGGGCUUCACGGCGGCAGGGGUCCUGGCCGCGCACAAGAUCACGGCGAGCUCCCCGGACACCGACCUGCCCACCGUGAGCGGGCUGCGGAAAAUGGGCGUGAACUUCACGGUGAGCAACAAGGACACGGUGAAGAGCAGCGAUGUCCUCUUCCUGGCCGUGAAGCCCCCCAUCAUCCCCUUCAUCCUGGAGGAAGUGGGCCCCGACAUCGAGGCCCGCCACAUCGUGGUCUCCUGCGCGGCCGGCGUCACCAUCAGCUCUAUCGAGAAGAAACUCUCUACCUUCUGCCCCACACCAAAAGUGAUCAGGUGCAUGACCAACACCCCUGUGAUUGUCCGGGAAGGUGCUACAGUCUAUGCCACUGGGACUCAUGCGGAUGUGGAGGAUGGGAAGCUCGUGGAACAACUGAUGGCCAGUGUAGGCUUCUGCACCGAGGUGGAAGAGGACCUGAUAGAUGCUGUAACGGGGCUCAGUGGCAGUGGCCCUGCAUAUGCGUUCACUGCUCUGGAUGCUCUGGCGGAUGGGGGAGUGAAAAUGGGACUUCCCCGCAGGCUGGCUGUUCGACUUGGAGCACAGGCUUUGCUGGGUGCUGCCAAAAUGCUGUUAGAAUCUGAGCAGCAUCCUGGGCAGCUGAAGGACAACGUCUGCUCGCCUGGGGGAGCCACCAUCCAUGCCCUGCACUUCCUGGAGAGCGGUGGCUUUCGCUCACUCCUAAUCAAUGCUGUGGAGGCUUCCUGCAUCCGGACAAGGGAGCUGCAGCAUUUGGCAGACCAAGAGAAGAUCUCCCCAGCAGCCAUAAAGAAGACUUUGUUGGAUAAGGUGAAGCUGGAGUCUCCUUCUCUGUCCGUGGCAUCUGCCAGCAAAGUCAGUCUGUUCACCAACAAGAGCCCCAGCAGCAAGAACGACUGACCAGGCUGCUGUAGUCUGGCUGUGCUGAACAUCAGUCUCCUCCAUGCCCUUGCUUUUUUGUCCAAGGAAGAAUGCUCGCUCUGAAUGUUGGUGUCCCCCAUACCUGGCUCUUGGCUUGCAGCAGCUGUGGGGCACUGCAACGCUGUAGAAGAGGGUCCUAUAACCUGUAGUGGGGUUGGUGCAAACUGUCCCUGGCAUUGCUGUUCUCUGUUGGGCAAGUGAGAUGCCAUCAUCGGACCUUCAUCAAGGGCAUUGUCUGUCCAGAAGCCUUGGAUGCUUCUAGGACUCAGACAGUGUUUGUGGUGUCCCAUGCAGGAAUGGUUUCUAAUAGGAUUUUUUUAAGAGGUUUCAGAAUGCCUUUUGGUUUCAAAGGUUUGAACCAGGCCCAGACCCCUCUUGCCCCGUCUUGCAUCUGCUGUCAGAGCUUGUGUCUUGUCGCUGUCUUUACUAGCUAGAGCAGGUGCUGCCACACAAAUGCCGUGCUGCGCACUACAUUAGAGGCUGGGCCCUAAAGCACCUCUCAGAAGGGACCAAAGUGCCUCUGCCCCAUCUGCCUUGACUUUCAGAGACAGAUGGUGUGAACCUCUGGACCACACUCCGUUUCUCUUUGCUGGCUACCCCUUCUCUCUGCUCUGUCUGGUUUGGGGAACCGUGAACUGCUUUCACUGUCCCUCCUUUGUUGCUAGCCUUGCUUGGGUGGUUGGGCCGGUGGAGGGGUAGUGAGUGCUCCCUCUUCCCUCUGUCUCUGACACUUCUUCAUGCUCUCCAUGGGCAGAAUCUGCUCCCAUGCGCCCAUGGAUAUGUUUCAGCGUCACUGCGCUCCCCAAUGCUCUCCUUGCUUUGGGGCAGCCGGGAGCAGAGCUGAAGUCAAGGACAACCUCCUCCAGAGAAAGCUGCCUUCUGUACCAUUCCCUUAGACUCAAGCAGGGUUUUGUACCCAGCUGCUGAGCUACUGCAUGGCAGCUGGGCUCUUCCUCAGCACCUUUCCUUGCAUCAGGCUGUACCUCUUUCUUGGACUUCAGUGUUGAUGCCUGUUGACAGUGGCUGCUCUGCUUUGGUUUGUGCAAUCCAGCUGUGUUGUGGUGGAUUGGUUGUCCCUUCCAGACAGCACUUCUCCCAGCAGAGCCCCUGGGCUGGUGAAAUCCAGUGCAACAGCCCUCAGUGUCACCUUGUGUUGGCACAGUUCUGUCUCUCUGGUGUUUUCUAGACUGUUUCUUUUUUCUUCCUGUUUCUCUGAAGGUGUUGCACUGCUAAUGGCUAGAAGGGGAGAACACCUAGAAAAAGUUCAGGGCUGCUUCAUGCAGUUGCAUUCCUGGUUCUUUAGAAUACAAGACUAAAGGGAAACACUGAAGUAAUCUACUCUGGCUUGCAGCUCAGAUCUUGUCCCAUCUCACCUAGUUUGUCCUGCAUGACACCUAGGAGGAAAGUCAGUCUUUGCUUGACACAAAAGAGGUUCAGGGAGGACUUGAGAAUGCCUGAUGCCUGUCCAACAACAAGUACUUGCUUGGUGAAAUGCAUCCAGAUGACUAUGUUUUUGCAGAGGUGGAAGACCCUUGCUUUUCUGGUCUGGAGAAUUACCCAAGUCUGACUCAAAUUUAUGAGCAAGAAACAGCAGCAAAGUAUGGGUCCAGGAGCAGUGGUCCCUUCUGCCCCUGAAACUCCAGUGUUUGUGAGGGAAGGAGUCUGGCCAGGGUUGUAGCAGCAAGCAGAGGGUGGCCCUGCUCGACCCCUCCUGCCGCCUGGCACAGCACCGAGUGCCAGGCCAGGCGUGAGCAGGCACUGUGCUGUGUCGAGGGCAAUGCAGCACCUCUCUUCCCUGGGCCCACUGGGGAAAGGGAUGAGUGAGGGUUGUAGACUCAAAGGGCAGAAGGGACCAACGCUCUGAUCAGAGAGAAGGUGGAUUAUAGCCCAUCAUCUAGAAGGACGAUUAACCUGUACUUCAGGCACAGUCUUGGGAGCCAGCCCCAGAGCAGCAGCAAAGAGAAGAUUGCAUCUACUGCUUUCUGCAAUUUCUUUAUAGCCAAUGUCCCUGCAUGGCUUCCUUGCCUCUUUACUUUUCUCCCAGAGCCUGAGUCCUAUCCCAAGUCAGAAAACUGCACAAAGCAUGCAAGCUGCCCCUACCACUUUUAUGGGGCUUCAGUAGGAGCAACAGGCUGGAGGGGAUGGAAUGGAUUUGGGCGGAUAAUUGUCAUACUGUAUUCUACCUUGGGGUAUACUGGGGGAGUGCUGGUGAAAGAUGGAUAUUUCACAUGGGCUUAUUGUCUCCUGAGGAAUCUUGGACGUGCAGGUGAUGCAGGAAGAGCAUUUCCGUAUUGUUGCAGAGCCUGCCAAAGGUGCUAGUAAUGUUAAAGUGUUUUUAGUGUUAGGCUUUUGGCUGGUAGCAGUCAUGACCCUACAGGCAUGACAGAGGGCUACUCCUCUCUUUACAUAAUAAACUGCUUCUCUGACAGAGA
Molecule: messenger RNA, 3500 nt
Organism: Aquila chrysaetos chrysaetos
Lineage: Eukaryota; Metazoa; Chordata; Aves; Accipitriformes; Accipitridae
Gene: PYCR1
Product: pyrroline-5-carboxylate reductase 1
Exons: 7
Coding region: 91-1047 (318 amino acids)
Biological process (GO): L-proline biosynthetic process
Molecular function (GO): pyrroline-5-carboxylate reductase activity
Source: RefSeq, a predicted model, not a curated record